AUGGAUCACAUCAAGGCGACAUUCGCUAGGGCCAAGGAGGAGAAGCGUGCUGCCCUUGUGGCCUACAUCACGGCGGGUUAUCCCUCGGUCGAGGAGGCCGUCGAUAUUCUCCUGGGUCUGGAAAAUGGAGGCGCUGACGUUAUCGAGAUGGGCGUACCCUUCACCGAUCCGAUUGCGGAUGGCCCCACAAUCCAAGUCGCCAACACCAAAGCCCUGGCCAACGGGGUCACCGUCACGACAGUCCUGCAGAUGGUCCGCGAUGCCAGAGCCCGGGGCCUGAAAGCCCCCGUGCUUCUGAUGGGCUACUAUAACCCCUUGAUGCGCUACGGUGAGGAGCGGAUGCUCCAGGAUUGCAAGGAAGCCGGUGUCAAUGGUUUCAUCAUGGUCGACCUGCCCCCAGAGGAGGCCGUCCGAUUUCGGAACCUGUGCACCAGCCAUGGUCUGUCCUACGUCCCGCUCAUCGCCCCCUCCACCUCCGAGUCCCGCAUGGAGCUCCUUUGCAAAAUCGCCGACUCCUUCAUCUACGUCGUCUCGAGAAUGGGCGUCACGGGCGCCACCGGACAGCUCAGCGCCAACCUCCCCGAACUCCUCGGCCGUGUCCACCAGUGGUCUGGGAAUGUGCCUGCCGCCCUGGGCUUCGGUAUUAGCACGCGCGAGCACUUCCUCAACGUGCAGGACCUUGCGGAGGGUGUGGUGAUUGGCAGCCAGAUCAUCUCCGUCCUUGGCAAGGCCCCUGCUGGACAGGCGGCCAAGGAUGCCGAGGAGUACCUGUCGAGCGUCACCGGCCGUAAGCUGCAGCGUGAUGCCCAAGGGACCGUUAUCGGUGAAACCAAUGUGCUGGAACGUGUCGAUAAGAAGCCGGAGACGGCCCCCGUGUCGCAGCCUACGGCUGUUGUCAAGGACGUUGACACCCCCGCCGGCCCCGGCCUGGCCGACCAGCUGGCGGCGCUCAACGGCGCCGGCAACCCCGCCGAGCAACCCUCGCGAUUCGGCGAGUUCGGCGGCCAGUACGUGCCCGAGUCCCUUAUGGACUGCCUCGCCGAGCUGGAGCGCGGCUUCAACCACGCGCUCAACGACCCCUCCUUCUGGGAGGAGUACCGCUCCUACUACCCCUACAUGGGGCGACCCAGCAGCCUCCACCUCGCCAACCGUCUCACCGACCACGUCGGCGGAGCCAACAUCUGGCUCAAGCGCGAGGACCUCAACCACACCGGCAGCCACAAGAUCAACAACGCCCUCGGCCAGAUCCUCCUCGCCCGCCGCCUCGGCAAGACGCGCAUCAUCGCCGAGACCGGCGCCGGCCAGCACGGCGUCGCCACCGCUACCGUCUGCGCCAAGUUCGGCAUGAAGUGCGUCGUCUACAUGGGCGCCGAAGACGUCCGCCGCCAGGCCCUCAACGUCUUCCGCAUGAAGCUCCUCGGCGCCGACGUCGUCGCCGUCGACGCAGGCAGCCGCACCCUCCGCGACGCCGUCAACGAAGCCCUCCGCGCCUGGGUCGUCGACCUCAACAGCACGCACUACAUCAUCGGCUCCGCCAUCGGCCCGCACCCCUUCCCCCUCAUCGUGCGCACCUUCCAGUCCGUCAUCGGCGACGAAACCAAGCAGCAAAUGCAAGAGCAGCUCGGCAAGCUCCCCGACGCAGUCGUCGCCUGCGUCGGCGGCGGCAGCAACGCCGUCGGCAUGUUCUACCCCUUCUCCAAGGACCCCUCCGUCAAGCUCCUCGGCGUCGAAGCCGGCGGCGACGGCGUCGACACCGCCCGCCACUCGGCCACCCUCUCCGGCGGCAGCAAGGGCGUCCUCCACGGCGUGCGCACCUACGUCCUGCAGGACGAGCACGGACAGAUCUCCGAAACGCACUCCAUCUCCGCCGGCCUGGACUACCCGGGCGUCGGCCCCGAGCUCAGCUCCUGGAAGGACAGCGCGCGCGCGCACUUCAUCGCCGCCACGGACGCGCAGGCCCUGCAGGGCUUCCGCGCGCUCUCCCAGCACGAGGGCAUCAUCCCUGCGCUGGAGUCGUCCCACGCUAUCUACGGCGCGAUGGAGCUCGCCAAGACCAUGAAGAAGGGCGAGAACAUCGUGCUGAACCUCAGCGGUCGCGGAGACAAGGACGUGCAGAGUGUGGCGGAUGAGUUGCCCCGUUUGGGCCCCAAGAUUGGUUGGGAUUUGCGCUUUUAA
Aspergillus candidus is the source of this 2175-nucleotide messenger RNA. RefSeq names its product tryptophan synthase TRP5 (gene trpB). Gene Ontology annotation, cellular component: cytoplasm. NCBI's taxonomy places the organism in Eukaryota, Fungi, Ascomycota, Eurotiomycetes, Eurotiales, Aspergillaceae. Gene Ontology annotation, biological process: L-tryptophan biosynthetic process. Gene Ontology annotation, molecular function: tryptophan synthase activity. The record is from RefSeq and is a predicted model, not a curated record. The transcript is spliced from 3 exons. Bases 1 to 2175 code for a protein of 724 amino acids.